Molecule: messenger RNA, 4611 nt
Organism: Vombatus ursinus (common wombat)
Lineage: Eukaryota; Metazoa; Chordata; Mammalia; Diprotodontia; Vombatidae
Gene: CTTNBP2NL
Product: CTTNBP2 N-terminal like
Exons: 5
Coding region: 120-2042 (640 amino acids)
Source: RefSeq, a predicted model, not a curated record
AGUGAGGCUGGACAGUGGGGGAAGCCCAUCUAGCUGGACUGGUCAGAUGGAGUCUCCCAAGCUUUAGAGCUGUUCCUCCCUCCUCCAUUCUCCCGUUUGGGGGAACCCAGGCAUUCAGGAUGAAUCUGGAAAAACUCAGCAAGCCUGAGCUCCUGACCCUCUUCAGCAUUCUAGAAGGCGAGCUAGAAGCAAGGGAUCUCGUUAUUGAAGCUUUAAAGGCCCAACACAGAGACACUUUCAUUGAAGAGCGCUAUGGAAAAUAUAACAUCAGUGAUCCUUUAAUGGCUCUACAGAGAGACUUUGAAACACUCAAGGAAGAAAAUCAUGGUGAUAAGCAACCUGUCAGCCCUCACCCCCUGUCUGUGCUUAAGGCGGUGAUGAAGCAAUGCAGAAACAUGCAAGAACGCAUGCUGUCCCAGCUGGCCGCCGCAGAAAGUCGGCACCGCAAGGUGAUCCUAGAUCUUGAGGAAGAAAGACAGAGACAUGCACAAGACACAGCUGAAGGAGAUGAUGUCACAUACAUGUUGGAGAAGGAGCGAGAACGGCUGACUCAGCAGCUGGAAUUUGAAAAGUCUCAAGUGAAAAAGUUUGAAAAGGAGCAGAAGAAGCUCUCCAGCCAACUGGAGGAAGAGAGGUCCCGCCACAAACAGCUCUCGUCCAUGCUGGUGAUGGAGUGCAAGAAGGCCACCAGCAAGGCUGCAGAGGAGGGGCAGAAGGCGGGGGAGCUGAGCCUGAGACUGGAGAAGGAGAAGAGCCGCGUGAGCAAGCUGGAGGAAGAGCUGGCGGCCGAGCGCAGACGCGGCCUGCAGACGGAGGCCCAGGUGGAGAAGCAGCUGUCCGAGUUUGACAUCGAGAGGGAGCAGCUGAGGGCGAAGCUGAAGCGCGAGGAGAGCCGCACCAGGACUCUCAAGGAGGAGAUGGAGAGUCUGAGGAAGGCGGUGAGGGAUCUGGAGGCGGCCCAGCCGGGCGGCGGGCCCGCUGAGCCCCCGAGGACGCCUGGGACCGAGUCCAGAGGCACCGCCACCGACUCCCCUUGCCUGGUGUCCGUGUUCUGCCAAACUGAGAGUCUUCAGGCGGAAAGAACCCCGGGGAGCAACGCAACCAAGGGCGCGCCUGCGGGGUCACCGGGCCCUUCCCCGUCCACGCACUCUUCCUACGCCAAAACCAACGGCCAUUGUGACGUGGAGAUGCAGACCAGCAGGGAUUUGUUACCAAGCGCUGGGACAGAAAGCGUGAGGCCAGCGCGAGAGAAAGCUGCUGGGUGCGCCCAAGAUCAGAUGAUAGAGAAUGGUGGCCCUCCCGCGGGGACAGAGCCUCCCGCUGCCCUGGCCGCGCCCCUCCCCUCCACGGGCAGCCCUCUGUCCCCAGGCAGCACCGCCGCCUCCUCUUUGACCUCCUCCCCUUGUUCUUCACCAGUCCUAACUAAACGCUUGGUAGGGCCAGCGGCCAGCAGCCCCGGCCACCAGUCGUCCUACCAAGUGGGAAUCAACCAGCGCUUUCACGCAGCUCGCCAUAAAUUCCAGGCCCAAGCCGACCAGGACCAACAGACCAGUGGCCUGCAGAGCCCGCCCUCCAGAGAUCUGUCACCCACCCUUGUGGACAACUCUGCUGCCAAGCAGCUGGCCCGAAACACUGUCACUCAAGUGCUCUCCAGGUUCACCAGCCAACAAGGGCCCAUUAAGCCCGUUUCUCCCAACAGCUCUCCCUUUGGCACAGAUUAUCGCAGUCUGGCCAAUACCACCAGCCCAAGAGGUGACACCAGCCAUUCGCCCACUCCAGGGAAAGUCUCCAGCCCUCUGAGCCCCCUGUCUCCUGGGAUCAAAUCGCCUACCAUCCCCAGAGCCGAGAGAGGGAACCCUCCACCCAUCCCUCCCAAAAAGCCUGGCCUUACCCCAGUGCCGUCCCCUACCGCUCCACUAACCAAAACCCCUUCACAGGCAGCCUCUUUAGGCACUGCGGAUGACCUUUCCGGUAGCUGUUCUGCCAAUGCUGUUGUAGCCAACGGCAAAGAUAUCGAGAUACUCCUGCCUACCAGCAGUUAGUCUCUAGGAGACUCUGUGUUUGACAUUCCAUUGCAUUUCGUCCAAGAGCUUAAAGACCGACCAUUGGGUCAGAUCGUGUUAUUUAUUUUGAUAGUGGUGGGAAUUUUCUUUGAAACAUUUUAGUGUAUUUUCACCUUUUUUGUAUUUUUUUAAAAGUAGAAACUGGGUAGUUUGGGUUUUAUGUCUCAGAUCUUUGUACUGAAGCUGGAAAAGGCACCUCAAAGAUGUCUCCAGGCUGAACAAUCACCAUCAUGUCGUGAUGGAGAAGAGCUUUUUGUGGACCAGGUGGCAACUUGUUCUCUAUUCUGGGAUGAGAAACAUUCACUUUCAAUUAUGCAGAAAUGAUUCAUGCAGAUUUUUAUUCCAGAUGAACAUGUAUAAAAAGUGCCUGAAAUAAGAUUGCCUGCCAUAUGACUGUGGCUCUGUGGCAAAAUACAUGAAAAGGGGUCAUGUCCCGACAGAAAAUGAGACCUUCCAGGACUCCAGAAUGUUCCAGAUCAACACUGCUUUUAAGCCUUUUAGUGUGUUCUUAAUACAAACUGUUCUGAAACAAGGCUGCAUUAGUAAAACAAAAACCUUUUCCCUGUGAGGAUGAACAUAAGCUGAGAGCUUUAUUAGCAAGCCCCUGCCAAUCCCUCCUGAGCAGUAAGCGGUUGAGAUGCUCAUCUUUCUCAGACUAUUAAGUGACUCCCGGCAUCAAUCCUUGGAUAAAAUGAAAUCGCUAAUGGUCAAAUCCCUUCCCCUCUCCAUCCCCCCCCCCAAAAAAAUUCUUCAAGCAUCUACUGUCGUGUGUAGAACUGCUGAGUCCAAAAUCUUACUAUUACUUGAAAAGGAAAAUUGUUAAACAUUCUGUGUAAAUGUCUUGUGACAGAAUGAUGGGAUCUUAUUUACUAUGUAAUCAAAAAGCAAUAACUUAAAAGUUACUCAUUUUGUAAUGUUAAAAAUCCAAAUUACACCGGUUUUACCGAGUGGUCAUAUGUGCUGUCCCAGCCUGCCAACAUAUGGUAACUGUUACUUGGGAACUAAAUUAACAUUUGCCUAGAUAGAUACAUAUCAUAUAUCAGUAUAGAUAUACAUCCAUGUACAUGUUAACAUACACACACCUACCACAUGCAUAUAGAAUAUAAAUUUUAGUGUGAGUAUAUUCUUAGAGUUUCCAGUAUUGCAUAAAGAAAAAGUAGAAAUGCACAUUAAGAUUACCUACCAAAGUAGCCAGCUUGCUCUCCUUUGUGCUGCUGGGCCCCAUUUAGGCUUUGAGAGGAAUGGUCUCUGCAGGGCAGUGAGUAGAGUAGCUCCCUCGCUCUUGGAAUUUCAAAGCUGAAUCCAAAUCCCUUAUCAUCCUGGGGAAUGUUCCUGGAAGAAGGAUAAGGUAAUCUGACCUUUUCUCAUUUUAGCAACUCAUCUCUCAGUAGGACUUCUUUUCCAUUUGGUAAAUGGAUGGUAUAUAGGAGAUACAGAUAUACAGUGUAGACAUUUCAAGGGAGGGUGAAGGCAGAUGAUUUCUUAAUUUUGCAUAAACUUGUCAAGGUGGUCUUAUCCUCCAAAAAGUGUAGGGUCAACCCUCUUAUUGCAGUCAAGACUGCUCUUAACCCAGCCUAGACAGAUGAAUGUUUUGUCCUUCAUAAAUGGCUAUAGAGAAUGGGAUACCCAACAUGCCUCCCUGGGGACACCAUUUUAGUAUUUAACAACACUUACAAAAGUCUUUCAGAUGUGUAACUUUCAGUUCCUUCCUGCAAUUUUAAAUCUGUUCCCUCUUUAUCUGGCAUCAGUUCAUGGGGAAAGCAAACCACUGAAUAGAAAUCACUCUGUAAAUCAGUUAGUUAUUUCUUAAUUGGUACAUAAAUUCGCAGCGUUCCUGUUUUGAUCUGGUGGUGGUCCAUGUGCCACCAGGAGAAAAAUAGCAAUGCUACUAAUUAUUGCCCCAAGAUAGCUACUCAGUGAUAAAUUGGAGGGGUCUUAAAUUGUCCAAAGCUACUAGUGUGCACUGAAUUUCAUCCUCAUGCUUGGCACAAAUUAGCAAUGUCUAUGAUAAAUGGCUAAACUUUCUCAACUAGAGAGGGGGUCUGCAGCUCUUAAUAUGUUUAUUACCUCUCUUUAAAUGGUAAUCUUAAUAGUUGCAUUGUGCUCUUUCUUUAUGGCAUAGAUAUAGAGAGAGAUAUAUACUAUAAUGAAGUUUAUUUCUUAGGAAAUGCACUGAAUAAUGUAUUUCUUCUACAGUGUAAUAUGGGGUGGGGAAAUGCAAAAGAAAAUGUGUAUUUUUGCAAGUAGCCUAUCUUCUGAGACAAAUAAGCACAAAUAUUGCAAUGGAUCCAACUAAUCCAGUUAGGUUUUAUAGGUCUAGUAUUUAAGUUUUGCUGUACAUUGUGUGUUGAUAAGUAAAAAAAAAAAAAAAAGAUGAUUCACAUGUUGGUUAUUAUAAUCAAGUUGUUGCAAAGCUUUGUCACUGGUUAUGAAGUCCAGACACUUAACAGUAGCAUUAAUUGUCCAUUAACACAUGUAAAGCCAAAUGUUUCAUGGGUAAUUCUUUUUUUUUUAUAACAGAGACAACAUUAAAACAUGUUAAAUCAUA